AUGGAAGGAAAUCACUGCCAGCUACCACCUUGUCCUGGUAGGAUACAGAAUGCAAUCGUCGUUAAUCAUUUAUGGCCGUUGGAUGAAAAGGUAUUGGCAUUUGACACAGAAACUAACACAGGCAGUGAACAUAAGUGUUUCAGAUUUGGUAAGAAUCAUCCCAGUUUGCCAAACAGUGCUAUCUACAUCGAUGGUUCACCUCUAUCUCGAAUUACUGUUAAACUUAACAGCAAUGAAAUUGACGAAGCUUUUACAUUAACAUCUGGUGUAUUUAUAAGGAGUCAAUCAUCUGGUUCCUUUUUGAAAAUAGUUGACAUGCAAGGUCAGCCAAUAUUUGAGGUGCAGAUUUCAGGAAGAGAUAUCGCGUUCAAUGCAUACUUUAGUAAUACUACAAAAUGCGCUUCACUGUCAAUGACUAACGCAUUUACCACAAAUACAUGGUAUGUUGUUGGAAUCCAAAGAGAUGUUAGUGCAAACUUAAUUGGGAUAGUAAUCAACGAAAAUUUGAACAAUACAAGUGACAUGUGUGGAACAUUCGGAUAUAGUGGUGAACUGUUUGUACUAAUAGGAAACAGUAAUCGACAAUUGCCUGGAUAUAGAAGUGAUGUGAGAUGUCUUAUUAUGUUUGGCGACCCAGGAUCCGAUAUAAUGACAGCUUUUCAAGAUAAGUGUUUAGAUGUUGAUUCAAACUUAAUGGGUGAGUAUUUCAGUCCAAAUACUUCAACUUGCGGAAUUUUACCGAUAUUAGAAAAAUUAUUUUUAGUGUAUGUUAGAGUUGUUCAAUUAAAAGAUUUAAAAAAAUAA
Molecule: messenger RNA, 804 nt
Organism: Lottia gigantea (owl limpet)
Lineage: Eukaryota; Metazoa; Mollusca; Gastropoda; Lottiidae
Exons: 2
Coding region: 1-804 (267 amino acids)
Source: RefSeq, a predicted model, not a curated record